UGGCUUCUGCAAGAUCCUCGCAGCCAUUUUCACGAAAAUGUUGCGGGCGCCAUGUCUGUGGAAGAUCCCGAAAAAGCCUUCGAAUAUAAACACAAUACUCUGCGUCUGCAGGCUCGCACCAGGGCAUCUGUGAAACCGCCGGGGACAUAAACAAAGCUGAGGGUAUCAAAGCUGUGUUGAGACAGCGUUAAACAUGAGAGCGGAUGUAAUGUCUGUUAAGCGUCUCAUGUGUUGUUGAGACGCGUAAACCGUGAGUUUUUCUCCAGACUGUCAGUAUAUCAAAACCUUCAGCCAACGAGUGACUGAUGCUCCUCACUCUGGUUGCGGAGAAGGGCCAGUUCCGUUUCCAACCAUCAUGGCUUUUGUGAGCCUCUUCUCCAGUCCCCCAAGCCCCGUACUUGACAAAAACAUGACAGACUGUGAGCUGACAGGGGAAGAAAGGGAGGAUGGUGAAUUGGAGGAUGGAGAAAUAGAUGAUGAAGGCAUAGGCAUAGAAGAAGUGAAGGAUAUAAAGGAAGAGUCUGAAGAGGUCGAGAAAGAAAAAGAAAAGGGAAAAGACAGAGAAAAAGAAGACAAGUCACACCGGCAUUCCCGGAAGAGACACAGGAAAAUUAAAGAAAAGCGACGGUCGAAGAGAAGGAGGCGAGACAGACAAAAGCAUCACUCUCCAUCCAGCGGUUCUAGCUCAGACAGCUAUGAUUCAGAGCACGAGCGUCAAGACAGACCUAAAAGCAAGAAGAGCAAAGGAACAUAUCGUGACCACGAUGGCGAAUUGGCACAGCGGGAAAAUGAACCUGGAAAGCCACCGAGAUCAAUGCAGCACAAGAACAGCGAUUUGGAUAAAUACAGUGACUACAGUGAAGAAAAGUAUGAUUAUGAUGAAGAGGAUGAUUUCACAGAGGAGCUGUCUAAAUACAAGCAUGCUAAAGAGUCGUCUGGUCAUGGCAAAGCGGGGACUAAAGACCAGGCCAAGAGACCAAUCAUGAAGGGACAACAAAAACAACAACAGCAGUUUGGUGGACAGCGUGGUAGAGGUCGUGGUGCCAUUGGCAAGGGUCGAGGAAUGCCGAACAAGAAUAAGAAACAGAAGGGCAAGAACUGGGGCCGGGGUCGUGGUCGAGGAGGAGAACAGGGUGGAGAUGGGGAUUCUAAAGGACCACCCAGUUUCCAGAAGAAGCGUCCAAUCAUGAGCCAGGAAUUCAUUAAUCAACAUACGGUUGAACACAAUGGAAGACACAUUUGUAAAUAUUUUCUUGAGGGUCGAUGCAUCAAAGGGGACCAGUGCAAGUUUGAACAUGAUAAUGUUGUUCCAGAGAAGAAGAAAGAACUGUGCAAGUUUUACGUCCAAGGAUACUGUACCAAAGGAGAUAUAUGUAUAUACAUGCACAGUGAGUAUCCUUGCAAGUUCUUUCACACUGGAGCAAAGUGUUAUCAAGGAGACAACUGCAAAUUCUCCCAUGAGCCUUUAACUGAUGUUACCAAGGAACUUUUGGAGAAGAUCCUAAAUACAGAUGAGGAAACUGUCAAUGAGGAUGAGCUGGAGUUAGAAGAUCUCAGAAAACAAGGAAUUGCACCACUGCCUAAACCUCCUCCAGGAGUUGGAUUGUUACCCACUCCUGGGCCUGGAAGUCCACCGGAUGGAGGCAAGAAGAUCCCCUCUCUGUUUGAGAUUAAAGUUCAGCCUACUGUGGACUUGGCACAGAAGAUUGCUCUGAGGCCCAAUUUCUACAACAGUACGUCUCCCCCUGCUGGACAGUUUCAAGGCGGUCCACAGUUUGGCAGUAGCCCUGAGGAUAUGCAGGCUGGUAAUAUGAUGUCUUCUCCGCCCAAUCCUUCCCAUUCCCCUCAUCCAGGCUCCAUAGGGAGCCCUCCCCUACCAUUCACAGGUCCAGGAAUGCCCCAAAGCCCACCAGGCCAACCUCCACCCCAGGGCUUUGGCCAGUGCUCUCCAAUGCCACCUCCAGGUCAGCCGCCUGCUUUCCAUGGAAACAUGCAGCACAUGAACCGUCCUCCACCAAAUCAACAGGGGGCUCCAUUUCAACCUGUGCCUGACAUGCAAAUGAACAUGCCUUUCCAAAACAUGGGCCAGAUGCCCUCGGAGUUCUUCAAGAAUUUGUUCAGCAGCCAGUCUCUGGCCCAAGGGGAUGAGGGACCCAUGCAGGACUCCCAGCCACAUGGUAAUCCUGAUUCCAGUGGGAUGCAGGACUUACUUCCGGCUGUACAGAAGGCUUUGCUUUUACAUCUAAACCAGAACAAGCAAGAGUCUGACUCUCACAGGGAUGAAGGACAAGGGUCUGCACCUCCCAACAGAGAGAAAGAUGAAGCCCCUAAUUGGUACUCCAGUGAUGAAGAAGAGGGUAGUAGCGUAACAGCCAUCCUUAAUACUCUAAAGAAGCAAAAUGACAUGCUGAAAAACCAGCCUAGCAUGGGACCAGCAGACCCCAGACUCCAAAAGGAGCGAGUUUUACCCAACGACCCUCGAAUAAAAGCUGACCCACGUCAGCGUCCCCCAGACCCCAGAAAAGACGCUGGCGAUUGUGUCAGUGACCCAAGGCUUGCUAGAGACCCACGCAAGAUGAAACCUUUGGACGCAUCCAAACCUGACCCUCACCGCCACCCAAACCCUCCCGUUUCCCACAAACCACCUGCUGGAGAGGAUGACGACGAAUGUGAGAGAGAGCUGAGGGAACGAGCAGCCUUGAUCCCAUUGGAUCCCAGUCCCGGAGCUGCACUGCGAGACCCUCGCUGUCAAAUCAAGCAGUUCAGCCACAUCCGGGUGGAUAUUCUCCUCCAGCGUCCGGCCUUUGCGCAGACUGUGGUUUGGGCUCCCGAAGACCUCAUUCCUCUGUUGAUUCCCAAACAGGAGCCAUCCAUUAAUCUUCCGCUCCCGCCUUUAAUCGCAGAUGCUCAGCUAAACCGUAGCCUCUCCUCUCCACCAGAUCACCCUCCAUCAGCAACCCUAACACCUCCUGAUCCACGUCUGGCAGCCGCACGCUUCAAAGAGGGAGUCGUGCGACUUGGCAGUCCUCCCGGUAGGUCUGUAGAUGCUCGUCACCACCACUUGGACAAGCCCGUGGACCCACGUACUCACAAGACUCUCGAUCCCAGAAUUAGCCGGUCCGGCAGCCUGGACUCAAAGCUACCGGGUAUGAGGGAGAGUCCGUCCGGUGGAGGAGCCUCUGAUCCGCGGCUACAGCGUGGAUCUUCAAACCAACCGGUUGCGGCUAAGCCCGAAUCGGAAAAGUUGCCCCCAUAUGCUCCUCGCCUUGCAUCUUCAAUGGGUGCGGGUCUUGAGAGCCCUACCACGCUGUUAGGCGGGAUUAGUUUAUACGAUCCCCGCAAUCACAGCCUGCUCUCACCGAAACGUGAAAGCGAGGAGCACCCUAAAAAACCAAGUAUUCUGAAGUCGUCUGCGAAGCUACCAAGCUCUCCACCACAUGCCUCGCCGUCACAGGGCACAGGAGUGGAAAAAGACGAAAAAAGCCCACUUGAUGACUCUGAGAGCAACACAAGUGGCUGCCCGUCAAAUCCUCCUGUGCCUACCGUAAUGCCAGCGUCUCCUUGCUCGCCAAUUCGGGCGGCAGCUCCCGCUGUGCACAACUUGCCCAUCCAGGCGCUAGCAGGACUGAUACGGCCUGCUUACACUGACCCACGGCAGAACAAACCCGUGGGCCCUGCUGCUGGGACUCCGCAAGAGGAUGAGGAGGACAAAGACAGUAAGAAGAAAGACAGGCCCUUGAGGGAUGUCUUUAAAACAUUUGACCCAACGGCCUCUCCAUUCUGUCAGUAAACACACUUAUACUGAAUAUAGCUCAUGCAUUUACUGUAUUCUGUACAUCUGUUCUUUGUAUUCACCCUGCAUGUAUAUGAAGCUUUUCUAUUUAUUUAUAUUUGUUUGUACAUAUAUUCUCCACUGCUGCAUCAUGAUCUAACCAGAUAUAUUUUUAUUUUGGCCUCUUGUGCAUUCAUAGAUUCUCAUUGGAUAGGCAAGGACUUUAUUUGCUCGAGAAGCAUUUUAAGUACAUUUGUUUCUGGUAUAUGGAGACUUUGGUAAGCAGAGUCUGCUAAACAGGUGAGUGUAUGUAAUAUCAGUGACGCGCUUAAACGGUUAUAAGGGACGUGUGGCUUAAACUAUUCAUAUUUGUAGUGCUGUGUAAUGCAUAAAGCUAUAGAACAAAUAUUAAUUUUUGCUAUUCCCACAGUAUUUAUCACUUAAAAAGUAUAUAUAAACACUGUAAUAUAGCAGCACUUCUAUGUCUAGUGUGCAUUUCAUCAAAGCAUUUGUGAUUUUGGUGAUGAAAAGGUUCGUAUGAGAUUUCUUUCAGAAAAUCUCUGUUGUAAAUGGUUUUCUUUUUAACACUUUUUUUCAUCUUUUUUUAUGGUCAUUGUUUUUUUUGUUUGUUUUUUUUUGCGUAGAUAAUUAUAUUUUAUUUGUAUAUGUUUUUCCACAGAAAAUGCUGAACUGCUUUUGUGUUAUUUUACCAGUCUGACUGAAAUGAUAGUAAGGGAAUUUAAAUACCACAGUCACUUGCCUCUUUUUUUUAAUUCAAUGUCUAAAAUAAAAUAAAAAGGAAUUCAGUGAUUCUGAUAUUAGUGUUUUUAAGUGGGUGUCACUUUUGUGUUGUGAAGCCCAUCACAAUAGCAGCCGGCUGAACAACUUUAGUCAUCGUUUUAGCAUUUAGGCUAAUGCGGUUUACUAUACACUCACCUUUGAGGAUCAGAUCUUCAGAAAUACACUACCAGUCAAAAGUUUUUGAACAGUAGGAUUUUUAAUGUUUUUUGUUUGUUUUUGUUUUUUUGUUUUUUUGUAAAAAUUCUCUUUUGCUCACCAAGCCUGCAUUUAUUUGAUCCAAAAUACAGUAAUAGUGUGAAAUAAUACUGUUUUCUAUUUGAAUAUAUUUUAAAAUGUUUUAAAUUGAUAGAUGCUUUAAAUUGAUCAAAAGUAAUGAUAAAGACAUUUAUAAUGUUAUAAAAAAUAAAUGCUGUCCUUCUGAACUUUCUAUUCAUCAAAGAAGCUGUUUUCAACAUAAUAAUAAUAAUAAUAAUGUUUUUUUGAGCAGCAAAUCAGAAUAUUAAAAUGAUUUCUAAACGAUCAUGUGACUGGAGUAUUGAUGCUAAAUAUUAAGCUUUGAAAUCACAGGAAUAAAUUACAUUUAAAAAAAUAUUAAAAUAUAAUUAAAAAUUUAAAAUAUAAUAAAAAAAAUGCAGGCUUGGUGAGCAGAAGAGACUCAAAAAAAAAAAGCAUUAAGAAUUUUACUGUUCAAAAACUUUUCACUAAUAGUGUAUUUAGACAGAUAUUUUGUAUAUCACAUCAUCAGUGUCCAAGUAAAAAUUUCACACCUGAUCUCAUUUACAAUCAUAUUUCUAAAACGCAUUUUUACCAUAGCUUUUCAAAUUCAUGUUGAAAUAUAUAUACAUUGCAUAUAUAAUUUAGACAUAAAAAAAGCAAUGUGAAGAAAAAGGACCAGUACAAAAAAAAGAACAUACAUUCCUAAUGUAAAUCAUCAUUCUCAAAAUUAUUCCUUUUUUAAAAUAAUUCCUUUGUAAAUGUCUGCAGCUGUUAAAUGUAUACAUUCAGUUUGAUUUACGUUAGAAAUAUAGUAAUAAUAAUAGUAUUUGUGUCUUUUCUACAUAUUGCUAAAUUGUUUUAACUAAAAAAAGUUUUUUUUGGGGGGGUCAAUACAUUUCAACAAAUAUAUGUAUUAGAAGAAUUAUGUUUUUUAGUUAUGUAAGUAUUACAGUACAUAAAUGAGAUCAGGUGUGCAAUUUCUACCUAGACACUGAUAAUGAAAUAAAAUGAUAUCGAAAAUGUUUUAUCUUUGCACUAUUCACAUUUUGGGUACUUUUUAAUGUUUUAUUUUAAUGGCUUCAGCAUAAAUAUUUGUAAAGAUUUUUUGCUUAAAGCACAUUGUGUGCAUAAUGCCUUUUUUGUUUGGUGUGUAAAGCUCAAAAAAAAAAGAAGAUAAAUCAGUGUGAUAUACUACAGUA
Messenger RNA from Labeo rohita (rohu), 5988 nucleotides. RefSeq names its product zinc finger CCCH domain-containing protein 6. Gene Ontology annotation, cellular component: nucleus. Lineage: Eukaryota; Metazoa; Chordata; Actinopteri; Cypriniformes; Cyprinidae. Gene Ontology annotation, biological process: negative regulation of DNA-templated transcription. Gene Ontology annotation, molecular function: RNA binding; metal ion binding. The transcript has 12 exons. The coding region runs from base 356 to 3790 and encodes 1144 amino acids. The record is from RefSeq and is a predicted model, not a curated record.